UUUUUGCAACACUGUUAAAAACAUAUGUUUAAAUUGAACAGAUAUGAAUGAACAAUAUUAAGGCAAUUAUAUUUCAGAAAAUAAUUUGUAGCGUCGAAUAAAGAUGGAUUCACAGAAAGUAUCAUUUGGUUUUGCUAAAACAGAUAAAAAGUCAAAUUUGUUGAGAAAUAAUAAAAUUAAAAGUACAUCUCAUAAUAUCGAAUUAAUAAAAUGUUUAGAGGGAAAACAAAUAAAACUAAUUAAUGAAAAAGUGGAUAAUUUGCCUUUGGUAAUUCCAAUAAAGGAAUGUCAAAAAACGAGCAAUGCAUUAGCAAGUUUAUUAAAGCGGCGUGCUGUUCUUUUGGACGAAGAUGAACCUAAUGUAAAACAAAGUAAAGACGAUGUUAAGGAAAUCAUGUCGGGUGUAACGGAAUUUACCACGGAAGAAAAUUUGGAUAAGAGAGCUGCCAGAGAGUUACUCUCUGAAUCAAAAUCGAAAUUUAAUGUACAAGAAAAUAAAAAUAUAUUACAAAUCAUAACAGCAAAUGAUUUGCCUUUAGAUGGUGCUAAAGAAUCGACGAUUGAAGAUUACGAGUCCGUGCCAGUUCAACAAUUUGGGUUUGCGUUGCUUCGUGGAAUGGGAUGGAAAGAUCCUCCUAAAAAAGAUGAUAAUAAACCCGCAGAUGACACACCAUUUGUUCGACCAAAAGGUAUGGGCUUAGGCGCUGAUAAAGCAUUGAAAGUGAAGCCAUUAUUAGUAGAGCCUGAGAAAAAUGAAAUUCUUGUCAUUAAGAAACAGGCAUAUGUCAGAAUAUUAGGUGGUAAAUAUAAAGAUAUGUACGGUCAAAUCGAAGGUUUUGAUGAUCACGCUGGAAGAGUAAUUGUAAAACUAGCAAUUGGUGGAACGAAGGAAGCUUUUAAUGAAUUUUUAUGUCAACCUGUAUCUAAAAAGGAGUACGCUGAAUACGGGAAGUGCAUAAAUACUGCUAAAUAUGAAAGAUAUAAAACGUUAGAAAGUGAACAAGAACAGUUAGAGUUAAAAAAAAAAACGCAAGAUGAUGAUGUAAAUUAUAAAACAAAAUUAAAUAAUAUAUACAAAAAAAUAGAUGCAAAAGAACAUAAAAAAGAAUAUAAUGACGACAGAGAGGUAAUGAAAAGCUACAAAACUGAACGGCAUAGCGGUCAUAUAGAUAAUAAAAUGCAUCAUAAACCGUCAUCAUCAAAAAAAAGUUGUACUUACGAAGAGUCAAUGCAUAGUAAGAAUACACACAGUUUUGAAAAAAAUCGUAGAGAAUAUAAGCAGAGAUAUAAAUCGCGAUCGCCAAAAAGAAAUACUCAUUACUAUGAUAUAAGUAACAGUAACCAAGAGAUUCGAUGUAACGAACAUAAAAUGAGUUCUGAUACUUCACCUGAACGAAGCAGGUAUAAUAAAAAAUGUAAACAAAAGAAAAAUAAAGCUAAAUCAAAAAGUAGAAAACGUGAUAGAUAUAGCUCCUCGACAACGACUGACUCAGGCAACGAACGCUCCAAAAAGUUUCAUAAAAAAUCGAAAAAAAGCAAAAAAGAACGACAUUCAAGAUCACGGUCAAGGUGCAGAUCAUAACUUAAGUGAUAUGUUUUUAUUCUAAACGUCUUUGUCUCUAAUAAAAGGUUUACAACAAAAAUAAAUGGUCCUAUCUUUAUUAGA
Teleopsis dalmanni is the source of this 1666-nucleotide messenger RNA. RefSeq names its product G-patch domain and KOW motifs-containing protein. Gene Ontology annotation, biological process: mRNA splicing, via spliceosome. The record is from RefSeq and is a predicted model, not a curated record. Bases 104 to 1582 code for a protein of 492 amino acids. Gene Ontology annotation, cellular component: spliceosomal complex. Lineage: Eukaryota; Metazoa; Arthropoda; Insecta; Diptera; Diopsidae. The transcript is spliced from 3 exons.